Melanaphis sacchari is the source of this 1965-nucleotide messenger RNA. RefSeq names its product dual specificity protein kinase TTK-like. The transcript is spliced from 7 exons. The record is from RefSeq and is a predicted model, not a curated record. Gene Ontology annotation, biological process: mitotic spindle assembly checkpoint signaling; meiotic spindle assembly checkpoint signaling; protein localization to kinetochore. NCBI's taxonomy places the organism in Eukaryota, Metazoa, Arthropoda, Insecta, Hemiptera, Aphididae. Gene Ontology annotation, molecular function: protein serine/threonine kinase activity; ATP binding; protein serine/threonine/tyrosine kinase activity. Gene Ontology annotation, cellular component: nucleus; spindle; kinetochore. The coding region runs from base 147 to 1958 and encodes 603 amino acids.
UUCUUAAUAGUUAAUUCUUAUUUUUCAACUAUUUCUAUUCAGUAACUAUGAUAGUAUGAUCAUUUAUUUUUUCUAAAUGUUUAUAAUUAUUUCACAGAUUUUAUAUGAAAUUAUUUAUGUGAACAUAAUUUUUUCAAUUGAUUAUAAUGAAUCGUAAUAUGGGGUCAAAAUUCUACAAUAAUACCGAAGAAAACGAUGGAGAAACUGACAAUUAUGUUACAUGUCCCUUAUUACAACUAAAAUAUUCUAGGCCAAGAAAACCAAUUACUAGUCGUUUGGGGCAAAAAACCAGAUCUUUAAAACAUAGUAAUGAUAACCAAGCAUUAUUUCAAAAUAAAACAGCAGAUGCAGAUUUGCGAAGUUCAUUUCAAGUACAGACACCUAAAAAAUUAGUUAAUAGUUUUGAAAAACUUGAUUUAGUUCAAGAUACUCCGUUUGUUCGUCCAGCAACUAAAGCUCAAAUUCAUAGUAGUAUGGAAACUCCAAGUGAUACAUUUACAAAUUUAAACAGGAAUACUGUUCGUAAAAUAAAUUUCAAACCGACUCUUCCAUUAAGUACCAAACGGUCAUUAUAUAAUAACAAAGAAAAUUUACCAGAACGAUUAAAAGAAAAAUUGAAAAGUCCAGAAUCUAUUAUACAGCCUCAAAGUAAUAUUAAUACAGAUUCAUGUUCAAUUACCGUUAAAGAAAACGAUAAAGAAAUUACAAAUAAAUUACCAGUAGCAAUAAAUGAUACAUGUUAUACUUCACUUGAAACAACAAAAUCUAAUUGUGAUACUAGUUUGUAUCAUAGUGUCAGAGAAACAACUUCUAUACCAAAAUCAUCAUAUUUUUCUUUUGAUAUAAACAGUUCUAAUUCUUUAAUCGAUUCUUCCUUAUUAACAAAACAGUUAGAAUGCCAACCUUUAGAUGAUCAUCCUAAACGUUCCAUACCAGAAGUAACUCCUAUUGUUAAAUGUAAUAAUUUAGUUGUCUGUGCUCAGUCUUCUACUUGUCCUACUGCUGAUGUAUUUGUUCAAGAGGAAGAUCUUAAACUAUCAACAAAUUUGUCAACUAGUUUAUGUAUUAAAUGUGCCAAUGAAAACUUUAUAUCUGUUAAAGGAAUCAAAUAUAGUAUACUUAAUACAUUGGGACAUGGUGGAUCUAGUAUUGUUUAUGAGGUAUUACAUCCAGAAACUAAUCAAGUAAUGGCAAUAAAAAAAGUAGACUUAUCUGAAGUUGAAAAUGUUAUAGCUAAAGGAUACUUAAAUGAAGUCAGUUUGUUACAAAACUUGCAAGAUUGUGAAAAUGUUAUACAUUUAUUUGACAGUCAAUAUUCCAUCAAAGAAAAGAUUCUUUACAUGGUAAUGGAAAAAGGUGAUACAGAUCUUUCAAAACUUAUACGUAGUACUAAACAUAUGUCAGUUCACAUGAUUAUGUACUAUUGGACAGAAAUGUUAACCACUGUUAGUGAGGUACACGCUAAAGGUGUAAUUCAUUCAGAUCUUAAACCUGCAAAUUUCCUUUUAGUCAGUGGUCGUUUAAAAUUAAUAGAUUUUGGUAUUGCAUCAAAAAUACAAGGUGACAUGACUAGUGUAUUGAAAGAUGUAACUACUGGAACAUGGAACUAUAUGAGUCCAGAAUGUAUUAGAAGUGGAGGCUCUAAUUUUGAAGGACAUAAAAUAAACCAAAAGUCAGAUGUAUGGUCAUUAGGAUGUAUAUUGUAUAGCUUAAUUUAUGGUAAGACUCCAUAUUCACAUUUGACAAACACCUGGCAAAAGUUGCAAUCCAUAGCUGAAUCUAAAGAAAAUAUUAAUUUUCCUAGUCAUAGUAGAGUAUUUACAAAAGGUAUACCGUCAGUACUUAUGCAAACAAUGAAGUUAUGUUUGAUAAAAGAUGUGAAAGCCAGACCAAAUGUCAUUGAUUUGUUAAACCUUAUUGAAGAUACAGUAUUUAAACCUCUGACAAUAUUGAUUUAAAAAACAG